ACGAAGGUGACGUUAUUUUCGGGAUGUCGUUUUGAAAGUUUGCAAUUCUUGAAAAGGUCUCCUCAGUCUGCUAGAAGAUGAAGGCAAAUAUGUGAACGAAAAGGGUUUACGAAAAGAAGGCCUCAUAUUUUUCCUUUCACUUUCACUUUGCUAAGACUCUGAUCGUGCUGGAUGAUGAGAUUGACCAGUCCACUCAGCUGGGGGCAAACAAAACACGAGAGAAGAAGAAAACUACAGUGUCAUUGUUAUUGUUAUUAAAAGAAGUCUAUUUAAGGACGAAAAAUGGCCAAGAUACCGCGGAACAAGGGCAGGAAAGCAAGUAAAAGACCGAGAUUCACGCCAACACCCAAUCAAUGUCAUCUCUUUAGGAGCAGUAAUGAUGAAAAGAUGGCGACCAAGGAAUAUACAGACGAGGAGCUCAACUACUUCCGUCUAUGUUACGUCUUCACGCAUAAUGUACCCGAGGGAUUACGAACAGUUUUCAAGCAACAAUGGAACGCGCGUUACCAGACUACACUCGGCGAUUGGCUUGAUGAACCCAAAAAUGCAACUGAUUUCUGCAACAUGGAAUCGUCUAAAAAUCAAAAACGUAAUAAAAAGCUUCUCGCUGUCAUGGCAAACGGUAACACUAAAGAUUGGGACUGCACUUGUCUCUUUUAUGCUCUUCUUUUCUCAGAUUGUCUCGGGCCAUUUCUAAAUACCACUGUACAGACAAACGUUGACGAACUGAGAGAAAUCCGCAAUGAACCUUUUGCCCACACUGCUGAUGGAAGUCUUACAGACGUGGAUUUUAAAGACACCAUGCGGAAAGUCUUGGCUGCUUUUAAGGCGUUGGGGCUGGAUACGACGGAAGUGAAUGAAGUGAAAACCCAGAAAAGCUUUCCAACAGAGGAACUAAGUAGUAUUCAACAACAGCUAAAUAAUGAGAGGAAACUUUAUGUCAAAUUUCAUUCCUUCUGUGUCUUACCACCCAAACCUUCCCAUCAUACCACUGAUCGCGCAGAUGAAGUCACGACAAUACAUCACGAGAUGGAAAAGUUGAGAAGCACAAAGAAAAAUGAGACGACGGUCAUCUACUUGUCUGGUAACCCCGGAUGUGGAAAGAGUGAGAUUGCCAGACAGAUUGGAAAUAACUACUUCAACAAAAUCCCUGAAGAUACAACCCAUCUUAAGUUCGUAUUCACAUUCAACGCAUCCACCUUCGACACGCUUCUGGGAUCGUACGUGGAUUUUGCUGCCAGACUCAACUGUGACGAAGACUCUGUUACAAGAAUUGCGACAUCAAAAGACCUCCGUCCAGAAAAGAAAAUCGAAAGUAUGAAAAGUUUGAUCAAUCCAAAAGUGCAGAUUUAUUCAUCGUGGCUGAUUAUUGUGGACAACGUGAAUGAUUUGAAAUCAGUUUCAAAGUACUUGCCUCAAGCGGGAGAAAAGACAAGUGGUGAUGGUCAAAUCCUCGUCACCACUCAAGACAGUCAAUCCAUUCCACUUGACUACUAUACAUAUCAUUAUUCAUCUCUCAAGGUAGGGAUGCAAGAAGAAGACGCCAUCGCAUUACUUUCCCAAAUCUCUGGUACUACGAGUGAUCGAGACACUUUACUUAACAUUGCCAGUGCUCUUGAUUUCCAACCGCUUGCUUUGGCAUGUGCAGCUAUUUACGUGCAGCGAAUAUUCAACUCUACUGACCAAUGUAAAACCAAAUGGGAGAACUAUUUGCUCAAACUACAAGAAGGAAAGCGUGAGGCAACUGAAGAGGUUUACAAAAGGACCACUUUGACAUAUCGAUCAGCAAUGACGGCUGCUGUCAGGCUUGCUCUUGAGAGAGUAGUAAUUGAAGACAAGAUUAUGAUGCAUGCUUUUCAGUUCCUGUCAGUCAUAGCUAAUGAACCAAUACCAUUGAAAUAUGUUGUGCAAUAUGUAAUGAGCUGUAUGCCUGAUGAAGACCAUAACGUUGUAGCUGCUCAUAUUAGUUUGAGUUCGCUGGUCAUUUUAUCUGAAGAUGUAGAAAUCUCAAAAGUAAUUCGUGUACAUCAAGUGGUUUACCAUGGCCUGCAGAAAUUGUUGGACGAUGAUGAAACGGAUAUUUUACAACUGAUGUCAGUGUUUUCAGAUCUUGUUUCUUUUAAAAACGUUGACGAUGUAACCAAGGCAGAAUUCAUCGCCACUCGAUCGUUUACGCCACAUUUUGUGGUUAUAUCAAGGAAACAUAAGCUGCGUCUAUUGCAUCAUUCCAUCUUACCAGCAAAAUCUCUCAAUGCCGCUGACUGUUUAUUCAAAGCAGGAAGUAUCUGUCUUGUGCAGGGAAAGUACGAGGCCUCUGAGAUAUUCCUAGAAAUAUGUCUGUCAAUCCAACAACGUGCAUACCGUAGUGGUCCAGAAAUGGCUCAAGACCAAAACUUCACGACCUCAGAUAUCGCAUUAAUGAAUAAAUCGCUCAAAGAUAAGCAAAGCCAUCUUGAGGGGAAACUGAGUAGUGCUGAGGUAAGCGUUGCCUUGGCCACUACAUUAAAACGUCUGAGUGACUUAUAUUUUUAUUUGAGGAAUUACGAAAAAGCAAGAAUACAUCUUGAGAAAGCACUGGUAAUCGAAGAGAGGUUGCACAGAGGAGAUCAUCCGGAACUGGUUGAUACGUUAAAUUACCUGGGUGCCUGCCUCAUGCAUCUUGGGCAACACGAAAAGGCAGAAGCAUAUUUACUGAGAGCCCUGGCGAUCCAAGAAAAAUGUCCAGGUAAAAACAAUACCCUCUUGGCUGAUAUAUUAAUGAACUUGGUCACGUUAGUUCAGCAGUUAAGUCCUGGAGAAACUGAAAGAGCAAAUAUGUACUUUGAAAAAGCAGUAACGAUUAAAAAAACUGCAAUUGAUCAAAAUGAUACACAACCGCUGUUAAUGGAUAACCUUGAUUUCUGCCAUCAAUAUCAAGAACUACACAACAAGGCUAAAGCGUACUAUGAGAGAUCUGUCCCUUCGUGAGAAAGGAGACGAAAAUUAUAUUGGCUAGUACGCUAAAUAACCUCGGUGCCUGCCAUAAAGAACUAAAACAACACGAAGAGGCCAAAGUAUACUUGAAGAGAGCACUGUUCAACUGGCUACUACAAUAGAAAACCUUUUAUUGAUUUCUGUUGUAUUGAGCCAAAAGAAUACGACAAGGCCAAAGUAUACUUCGAGAAAGUACUGUCCACUCGCGAGAAAGGAGACAAUGAAAAUGAUCCACAGCUGGCUUGUACGCUAAACAACCUCGGUUACUGCUAUAUUGACCUAAAACAACACGACAAGGCCAAAGUAUACUUUCAGAAAGUACUGUCCAUUCGUGAAAAAGGAUAUAAUUAACAAUAAUUUAUUACACUCAUAUCGCGCAAUUAUCAAUAUUUAACAGUAUCACAGUACCAUAGUAUCACAGCAUCACAGUGCCACAGUGCCACAGCACCACAGCACCACAACACCACAACACCAAAACCACCGCACCACAGUACCACAGUACCACAGUACCACAGUACCACAGUACCUGGUUUUAUAAACCGCUUGGCCUACUGGGGAAAUAGUAAUACUAUAAGUAAAUGGAAUUCCAUCGACAUUUGGCGCAGUUUUCUGCAUAUAAGAAGACAAACGUAUUUCAUCUUGGGCGAUUAUUCUGUGAAAGUGAACCGUCCAAAAUUUGCAUUUUGAGCAUAUCGGAUGCAAGCGUACUGCAUGACACUUCACUUCUGUUUGRACCAUUGUGCUCUAACAAAAAUGUGCUUGGAACAAUGAGAAUUGAUCAAGUGGUAAGAUGCCAUCGGUUUAAGAAGUCUAAAUUUUCACAAAGUCGCAUUUCGUACUAUCCAAAUUCGAUCGCGAGUAAGCAGCUCUUACUCCUGUCUGGUGAUGUUGAACAGAAUGCUGGAUGGUGGGUGAACAUAACUGAUACCAAGUCUAUCAAUGCUGAUACCGGACAAUAUUCGAACUUAUCUCUGCAGUCUUCUGAGGACGGAAAUGCUGACACUGAUAGAUCCAAUGUUUAUCCUAUACCUGUACGGAUUUCCAAUAGAAUGCGUAUUAAUUACUGGACUUCCAUACAGCCGCACUGGACUUCUCACCGCAAUGUAAUCGCUAUACCUCGUACUCCUUUGGUUCCUCCAUUUCAGCCGUGAAAGCCAUUGACUUUUGCCUUCUUAAUGUAAGAUCUAUUAAGAACAAGGCAAUAAUCUUGAACGACUAUGUUGUUGAAAACAAAAUUGAUGUUAUGGCAUUUACAGAAAUAUGGCUAAAUCCAGGAGAAACUGAUAAUUUAAUUGCUACACAUGAUUUAACACCUAGAGGAUACUGUUUAAGCAUUCUGCAAGAAAUGGUCGUGGUGGAGGAGUUGGUAUUUUGUUAACACAUCCUCUGAAGUUGGAAUUGAAAUCCAGUUAUAGUUUCAAGUCUUUCGAGCAUACUCAGCAUCAUUAAGACAUGGCUCUCAGAUGAAAAACUGUUUAGCUAUAUCAUAGCCAGUUUUCUACGAAUCUUCCCCAAACUUGGCAAGUUAGUGUCUUUUGUGAAAAGAAGGAACCUUAGAGCCUUAGUUACCAUGGAA
This is a messenger RNA of Actinia tenebrosa (Australian red waratah sea anemone), 4549 nucleotides long. RefSeq lists its product as uncharacterized. Gene Ontology annotation, molecular function: protein binding. The record is from RefSeq and is a predicted model, not a curated record. Lineage: Eukaryota; Metazoa; Cnidaria; Anthozoa; Actiniaria; Actiniidae.